Molecule: messenger RNA, 1004 nt
Organism: Sphaeramia orbicularis (orbiculate cardinalfish)
Lineage: Eukaryota; Metazoa; Chordata; Actinopteri; Kurtiformes; Apogonidae
Gene: mtif3
Product: mitochondrial translational initiation factor 3
Exons: 4
Coding region: 119-970 (283 amino acids)
Biological process (GO): mitochondrial translational initiation; ribosome disassembly
Cellular component (GO): mitochondrion
Molecular function (GO): translation initiation factor activity; ribosome binding
Source: RefSeq, a predicted model, not a curated record
GGGGGCAGUAGAGGGGCUUUGUUAUUCUUAUGACUGUAGAAGUAGAGCACAAAGCGGAAGCAGAUGCACCAGUCACCCCGAUACAGAAAACAUGGACAGACGACAUUGAUAAACAGACAUGUCUGCAUUUUGUGUGAGAUGGUUGCUGACCCAUGCAGUGAGGACAGUAAACAUUGGCGUUCCCAGCUAUGUGACAGCUGCAUCAAGAUUUACUGUGUGCAGUCAGAGAUGUCAUAUUUUGACUGCCUCCUGGAGACGAUCACCAUUCUGCACAGCAGUAGAUGACACAGGGCAGACAGAAGAGACUACUGCACCGAAGAAGAAAAAGCAGAAUCCCCGGGGUACUGCCACCAUUGGCAGUGUUGGCCGUAAGAUCCCUCAUCGUCUUGUACAGCUGAUAAGUGAGACAGAAGAGGACCUGGGCACCAUGCACCGUGUAGAUGUCAUCAAGAUUAUGGAUGAGCAGGGUCUUAAACUAGUGCUGCUCAAUGAACACAAAGAUCCUCCAGUCUAUCGCCUGAUGAGCGGCAAACAGAUCCACGAAGAACAGUUAAAGCUGCGGGAGAAACAGAAAAAGAAACCAACUGUUGUGCAGGUGAAGGAACUCACCUUUUCAGUCAAUAUCACAGCUCAUGACCUCACAACCAAGUUGAAGCAAGUGGAGAACUGGCUGGAGAAGAAGCACCAUGUUCGAAUUACAUUGCGGUCAGGACGAAGGGAACCAGUCGCCAACCUGGACACAACUUUGGAGAAUUUGCUGCAACAAAUUGAGGUACAGGUCGGAUUUGUUGCCAAGCCACAAGUCACACGUGAUGGUCAAGCAGCCAAGUGCACUCUUCGACCACCUUCAGCAAAGGAACUUUCACAAAAAGCCAAGAAACAGACUUCAGAGUCUGGUUCAGAGGCCACUCUGUCCAACACAUCGCCUCCAAGCACCAGGGACUCAGCAGGAGGCUCUGUGCAGCAGUGAGAGAAUGGAAAUAAAGGUUUUCUGUGCUUCAGUG